CAAACACGUCCAGUCUUCCACAUCCACGCGUCUUGGGCAAUCCCAUUUUGCCCACAUACCUCUACUUGUGCAGCUGCAGCCUAUAUCUCAUCAUCCUUAACAUCAAUCAACUCCCAAACAAACCCACCAAAAAUGUCCGACUACGGUGACCACGGUGACGAUGAUCGCGAGCCCAUCGACGAGCCCGCCUUCGACGAGGACCCGGAUGAGUACUACGAGCCCGAACCCGAGCCCGCGGACGACGACGUAGCGGGCAGACCCGGCGACGAAGUCGACGAGGCCGAAAACGACAACAACAUAGUCACUUCGGGUGACCCUAGCGCGGCCGCCAAUGCUGGCAAGGGCAACGAGAAAUCCCACAAGGACAAGAAGAUUCCCAACGACCAGCGUUCCACGACACCUUACAUGACCAAGUACGAGAAAGCUCGUAUUCUCGGCACACGUGCUCUGCAAAUCAGCAUGAACGCGCCAGUGCUGGUUGAUCUCGAGGGCGAGACGGAUCCUCUUCAAAUUGCUAUCAAGGAGCUGCGCGAGAAGAAGAUUCCUCUGAUUGUCCGUCGUUACAUGCCUGAUGGAUACUACGAGGACUGGACCUGCGAGGAGCUCCUGCAGUAAACGGAAACCUACAAGACCCGUCAGGGGUAAUAGGGGCGACCCAGUCUUUGGUCAGAAAAUACACAAAAUUGCAUUAGCGAGGGCGUUCAGGUUGAAAUUUUAUACACCAUAUUUGAUCAUUUUGGGACGGUUGGACUCGAUCCAAAGGGCAACAAGAAGAGCGCAAUGUGCUCCUCGAGUUGAAUAAAGGGCCCUUCAAAAC
Molecule: messenger RNA, 817 nt
Organism: Neurospora tetrasperma FGSC 2508
Lineage: Eukaryota; Fungi; Ascomycota; Sordariomycetes; Sordariales; Sordariaceae
Product: DNA-directed RNA polymerases I
Exons: 4
Coding region: 133-615 (160 amino acids)
Biological process (GO): DNA-templated transcription
Cellular component (GO): nucleus; RNA polymerase I complex; RNA polymerase III complex
Molecular function (GO): DNA binding; DNA-directed RNA polymerase activity
Source: RefSeq, a predicted model, not a curated record